AUGCAGGCAUUCAAAGGCCGAGGUGACACCCAUAGUAAAGAGGAACUCGACACAAGCAACUUGAUCAACCCAGAAGAUGCCUCGAAACGGUUUAGGAACGCUGAGAAACGGACAGUUCGACCAAGGAUUGUCUAUUCCUACCCUGAAUCACCUACAGGCUCGACUUCUGCAUUGGAUGCGACGGGUGACGCGACGAAACCGCUACCCCUCUCGCAACGUCUACGGACGCUGCAGCUCGAGCUCGCGUCAUUGGAACAGGAAUUGGCUGAUCCUACCAACCCACUUAUACAGAAAGAGAGAGAAGAGCUUAAUGUUGACCCUGGAGAACUUAUACGGGGUCUUGUGGACGUUCGUGGGCGAUUGAAUAAGAUUCUGAAGGAGAAGGAGGGGAGGGCUAGGUUGGUGGAUACCAUCCUCCACGAUGGUCCGGAGAAAGAAGAGAAAGAACUCAAGCCACCCGGCGUGUCAGUGAGUGACGAUGUGAAGGAGGCAUCACCGAAACCCCAAGACCACAGCCUGCUGGAUGUGGAUCGGAGGGUCGAGGAACUGGAGAAGCUGUUGGGAUCUUCAAAUGCUGGCCUAGACGAAUCCUCCCCUCUUCCUCCUCCCCUCCUCCCGAUGAUCACGAAGCUGAACAAUCAACUCGCCUUGCUAACUCAACCGAGACAUAUCGAUUCCAUCUCAAGGCGAUUGAAGAUUCUGUUGUCCGACUUGGAACGUGCUUCAGCUGCACAGCAACAUAGGAAGCAAGGAUCUCAAGGGGCCGCUCCCGUUAUGUCUGCAUACGCCCAAGAGCAACUCUUGAACACCGUCAACAGGAUUGCACCCUCGCUUCCACAGAUACCACAUAUCCUUGCCCGCCUGAGGACGCUUUCAUCGCUUCAUUCAGCAGCUGGAGAGUUCCAGGAUACCUUGAAUGACCUGGAGCAGGAACAGAGGAAGGUGCGAGCGUCGUUGGUUGAGCUCCAGACCGCAGUGGAUACGGUCGAGAAAAGUUUGGAAGAGAACAGGAAGGUUGUGAAGGGAAACGUUACUGGGCUGGAUGCGAGAGUCGAAGGGCUGUUGAAGAGGGUGGAGGGGAUACAGAAUGAGGAACGAAUGUACCAGUCACAGGCUAGUGCCUAGGGUGAAUUCGCUGCGGUGCUUUCAACUGGAAGGAACAACGCCCGGGUGCAGGCCAUUCAUUGAAGUACGUUGUGUCGCUACUAUCAAUAUACCUUGGUUUG
Coprinopsis cinerea okayama7#130 is the source of this 1226-nucleotide messenger RNA. RefSeq lists its product as hypothetical. Gene Ontology annotation, cellular component: dynactin complex; cytoplasm. Bases 1 to 1125 code for a protein of 374 amino acids. The record is from RefSeq and is a predicted model, not a curated record. Gene Ontology annotation, biological process: mitotic spindle organization. Lineage: Eukaryota; Fungi; Basidiomycota; Agaricomycetes; Agaricales; Psathyrellaceae. The transcript is spliced from 4 exons.